ACAAAACACGUUCGAAAGUCACUGAGACAAGCGGGAUAUCGAUUGCAGAUAUCGCACGCUUUUUACAGCAAGAAUACCGACAUGAAGCACCAACAAAUUGCAUGUCAACAUGAAGCUUUUCCAUCUAAGCUUUCAUGGGUCGACAUAGUGGACCUCAACGUCCAGGUCGACUACAAAGCCGUCGUUUUUCCUUUUGAGGACGACAGCGACAGCCCCUUUGAGCCGGAAGGUGUACCAUCAGAGAACCAGGGGGAAUCAAGUCCUUCCGGCGACUUUGAGAAUACAACAUCUUCAGAAGUCGAGCAGAAAACAACUCAGUCUGCUGGCUUCCAGAUCACCCCCUCAGUGGAAGUCGAGGACGAGACAAACCAACACGUCUUCGAUCUCUCAAAGCAGGUGGAUGAUCUUAAAAAAGAGUUACAGAGCAAGAUCUUUGAUCUCCAUGAGGAACGAGAACAAAGGAUUGCCUAUCAGGCUCAAGUCCAAUCCCAGCAGGACGAAAUUCAAAGACUGCAAAACCUGUUACAGAAAGAACGUCACCAGCAAGUCAAACAAGAUCGUGACAGAAAGGUGCCGGAGACGACAGGUAGCUCAAGGGCUUCUUGCUCGACCAAAGUGACAGCUGACAAGGACCUUCUUCGACAGCUCGAUUACUUCAAGUGGGAGGCUGUAAAACAUGCCUCCCACAAUAAAGGCCUCAUUGAAGUAAUGGUCGAAGAGUACAGAGUGAGGCUGAAAUAUGAGGAACAGCUCAAACAUCACGCAGAGCAAGCUUCUAAAUUUGUAGAACAAGAGGCAACAGUGAAGUCUUUGCAAGAUCAGGUUGCAGACCUGAAGCUCAAGUUAAAACUUGCUAUGGAAACUAACCAUCCUGAAGUCUCCACCCGACCAGAGACCCCCCUGCAAACAGAGGAGUCCAGGGACAGGCAGACCUUGAACCAACCGGAGGUCUCCAUCCAUAGCCGGCUCAGCCUUUGCACCGACCCACAUCCAGGUUGCAAAGAGAGGAGACCACGCAAACCCAGACCUCCACACAAACCUGGAGGUCCGAGGACAGACAGACGACCAUGCAACCAACCUCCACCUCCACCGGUUGCAUGGAGGGCCUUCGAGUUGGCAUUGGCAGGAAGGGCAAGCUAAUCCCGGCUCGGCCUUUGCGGCGACCCACACUAGGGUACUAACCUCGGUCACAAUACAAACCCAGGUCAGCUGAUGGGAAUGAAUGAGAUCACAGAGAAGCUAACUCUAGACGCCAAGUGUCGGAACGAGCACGCCAUCGUCCAGAGAGUGACCACGGCCGCCAACCUCAGCCGCGUUCCCUGCGGCUCAGACAAAGAGUGCAGUCCUCCUGUUCCUCCUCCUGAACAUCCUGCCCACAGGUUUGCGGGCAGAACGGUGACCAGCGGCAGCCUGGUGCUGGUCACUGUGACGACCAGAGAGGAGGGCGCCGCCCAGCUGACGAUCAACUGUGAGAAAAUGGUGAUCGGCACCAUGCUGGUUAAGGACAUCCUGCUGGCCCUGACGCAGUGACGACAAGCGGACGCCCGGCUCCACUUGUGCCCCCCUCACUCCAGCCACCCCGCGGAUUUUGUUUAGGACUGCGUUCUCCAACAAGCCACGUUGGACAGGAAGCUUCCAGAGUGUGAAAAGAUAAUGAGCCAUGCAUCUGAAGAGUGACAGAGAAGACAUCGAAUUGUAGCAUAAUCAUCUUUUAGCUGCUCACUAAACCACUUACUGGUUUCCAGUUUAAGUAUGGAAGCAAAAUGGACGUAAAUGUUUGGAGGUUCUCUGCUCAUUGUCCACAUUAAAAGUUUUGUUUCAGGUGAAAUUAAAAAACACAAAAUGCUACCAAAACCGAAGAUUUUUGUGGUGUGACCAGAUAAACCGGGCAUCCAGAGACAAGUAGAAACUGAAUUUAGAGGCCCAGCUCGCAUGGGUCCGGUUCUGAUUUCUGUUCUACAACAGUGAAGCAGUUUUCAUGUUGCUUUUUCAUCCAUUCACUCUUCAGUCCUGACUUUGUUUCCGUUAAUCCUCGGUUUUAAGCUGGUGAAGUUAGUGACCGAGAGGAAAAGCUAAAGCUGUUCGAUCUUUAACAUGGGACCGCUUUAGCCGUGCUCUGGAAAUUGAUUUGAAUUUCUUCCACAUUAAUAUCUACUGUGGCUACGCAGCUGUCACAGUUUAGCUAGAUCCAAAAACGCACUAGAACUAAAUUACUUUUAUCUGUUUGAAGAAAAAAAACAAACCCUGUCAUGCCAGUAUGAAAUCAGAACACUGGUCAAUUAUAACUAGAUAGACAUACAAGCAUUGUCGUGGUGUCAAAGUGGAUUUGUAAAACUCAUUAAUCGACUUAACCGCUAAGUCGGGAUAUUUAAAGGAAAUCUCAAAUUUGUUGCUUACCUAAAAAUACUGCAAUCAAUUCAUGUCAAGGUAGCAUUUUGUUCAAAACUGUUUGGGUUUAAGGAAAACAUUUUGAAAUUUGCAUUUAAAAGUCAUUUGCAAGGACCUUUUUUUUGUUUGUUUGUCUAAAUCACAUUCAAGUCAGAGGCUCAUGCGGCUUAUUUUUGUGAAACUUGAGAGGUCCAUGAAAAAUAUUCAUUUGUCUUUUUUGCCCUCGGAGACAAAGUCAGGAGCAGAGGCAGCACAUCAUGUCAGAUGCAGCCAGUCGUGGAGAGAGUACAUGUUCGCAAACCUUUUGUUUCGGUUGCCAUUAAUCCUAAAACCAUCCGAUGAUCGCGUCAGAGUCACAACGAGGAAUGUAGAGGUAAUGAAAUAUCCCCCAACCAAAAGGAGGCGGUUUUCGCAGAAAACAGCAAAUUCACACCUGGUCGUUCCUUUCAUCUCCAAUGGCUUUCACAUAGACAAAGUAUGGUUUAUCAUGCCCUGUGUGUGGUUGUGAAUUGUAAUCUUGAGGUAUUGCAAGUUUAUUUAUUGUACAAAUAAAAAGAUUAAAGCUUA
Molecule: messenger RNA, 2955 nt
Organism: Poeciliopsis prolifica (blackstripe livebearer)
Lineage: Eukaryota; Metazoa; Chordata; Actinopteri; Cyprinodontiformes; Poeciliidae
Product: AP-3 complex subunit beta-2-like
Exons: 3
Coding region: 1213-1530 (105 amino acids)
Source: RefSeq, a predicted model, not a curated record